AUGUCCUCCCCGGCCAACCCGCCCUUCACCCACGCCCUGCUAGCGGGCGGCGCCGCCGGCACCACCGUCGACCUGACGCUCUUCCCUCUCGACACGCUCAAGACGCGCCUGCAGUCCUCGGAGGGCUUCUUCGCCUCGGGCGGGUUCAGGGGCAUCUACCGCGGCGUCGGGUCGGCCGCCCUCGGGUCCGCCCCCGGCGCCGCCUUCUUCUUCUGCACCUACGAGGCCAUCAAGUCGGCCCUGGCCGGGGCGCGGCGGCGCGCGCUGGGGGGCAGCAGCAACGACAGCAGUAACAACACGACGGCAGGGAAGGAUGGAGGCGGCAGCGCCGUGGACCACAUGCUGGCGGCGUCCCUGGGCGAGGUGGCCGCGUGCGCCGUGCGCGUGCCCACCGAGGUGGUCAAGCAGCGCGCCCAGGCCGGCCAGCACGGCGGGUCCUCGCUGUCGAGCCUGCUGGCGAUCCUGGGCCGCCGGCGCGACGUCGGGCUCCCGGGCGUCUGGCGCGAGCUGUACCGCGGCUGGGGCAUCACCAUCCUGCGCGAGGUGCCCUUCACCGUCAUCCAGUUCCCGCUGUGGGAGGCCCUCAAGUCGUACUCGCGCGGGCGCAAGCAGCAGCACGGCGGCGGCGGCGGGGGCGGGGUGGACGUCAGCGCCGGCGAGUCGGCCCUGUACGGCAGCGUCUCCGGCGGCGUGGCCGCCGCCGUCACCACGCCGCUGGACGUGCUCAAGACCAGGGUCAUGCUGAGCUCGAAGCGCCAGAGGAUGUGGGACGUCGUCACGGGUAUAUUGAGGGAGCACGGGGUGCGGCCCUUCUUCGCGGGCAUCGGCCCGAGGGUGAUGUGGAUCAGCAUCGGAGGUGCCGUCUUCCUGGGCAGUUACCAGUGGGUGAUCAACUCCCUCGAGCGCGGCACGACAAGAAAACCCGAGUCUAGCCUGCCCUGA
This is a messenger RNA of Diaporthe citri, 942 nucleotides long. RefSeq lists its product as uncharacterized. Gene Ontology annotation, biological process: transmembrane transport. The record is from RefSeq and is a predicted model, not a curated record. The transcript has a single exon. Gene Ontology annotation, molecular function: S-adenosyl-L-methionine transmembrane transporter activity. The coding region runs from base 1 to 942 and encodes 313 amino acids. Lineage: Eukaryota; Fungi; Ascomycota; Sordariomycetes; Diaporthales; Diaporthaceae. Gene Ontology annotation, cellular component: mitochondrial inner membrane.